Messenger RNA from Sphaerodactylus townsendi, 2797 nucleotides. RefSeq names its product sprouty related EVH1 domain containing 3 (gene SPRED3). Gene Ontology annotation, biological process: multicellular organism development; negative regulation of MAPK cascade. Gene Ontology annotation, cellular component: membrane. Lineage: Eukaryota; Metazoa; Chordata; Lepidosauria; Squamata; Sphaerodactylidae. The record is from RefSeq and is a predicted model, not a curated record. The coding region runs from base 133 to 1407 and encodes 424 amino acids. Gene Ontology annotation, molecular function: protein kinase binding. The transcript has 6 exons.
CCUGAGUGGGGGGGUGCAAAGAAAGGGGGGGUGCAGAGAUUUUUUUUGAAUUCUCAUUUUGCAGAUUCGAUACCAUUGCACCCCCCCCCCCACCGACUGCACUUCUGCAAAAAGGUUUGAAAUUGGAAUUACAUGGUUCGGGUGCGGGCUGUGGUGAUGAUCCGAGACGACUCGAGCGGAGGUUGGGUGCCCAUGGGCGGCGGCGGCCUGAGUCAUGUGAUGAUCUGCAAGGUUCGGUGCCCGGAAGAGGGGCGGCAUCGGCAGUACCUGAUCAGUGGGGAGCGCCUGCGGGACCAGACGACCAUCUUGGAAUGCACGCUGAAGAGGGACCUUGUCUACAACAAGGUGAACCCCAUUUUCCACCACUGGAAAGUUGGGGACAACAAGUUCGGCCUCACUUUCCAAAGCCCUGCCGAUGCCGUGGCCUUUGAAAAGGGAGUGCAAGCUGCCCUGGAGGAGAUCGCAGAAGGUUCCCUCUCGCCUUCCUCUUCUUCCUCCUCACAGAAUGAAGCCAACAGAAUGGAUGAAGCCCUUGCAGUGCACACGGACAGCGAGUCUUCAUCCAAUAGUCGGAAGGAAAUGCUUCCCAAGCCUACUACGAUUGUGACUAGUGAGUCUUCGUCCAGCUGCUACCUCCGUUCACCUGUCUCAGAAGAGUUCUCCUUUGGCACGGCACAAGGGGCGAUGUCUGCCGGACAGGUCCAGCCCCAGGUCCUGCAGCAGCUGACCCUCCCGGAUGAAGAAGAUCUGGAGAGCAUCACCCCCUGCAAAGAUCUCUGGAUCACCAAAGGGUACGAGGAUUAUCGGCGGGCUGUGGUGCAGAAGCACCAGCCUGACCCUGACAAGAUCGACAUCUGCGUGCACUUUGAGAAGGCCGGAGGAAGUGGCAGCAAGUCCCCACGGGAGAAAGAAUAUUGCUUCCCACCUGGGGCUGAAGGGCGGCUCAAGGACCCCAAAGCUUCUCCGUCCUGUCGCAUCCACAAUGCCCCGUCGCCACCCAAACACAAGUCUCUGAAGGACCAGCAGCAGCAUCAGGGGUCUGGGGGGUUAGAGGAAGACACGGUGCCGUCGCGCUGUGUCUACUGCCGGGACGUCUUUAACCAUGAGGAAAACGGGCGUGGGCAGUGCCAGGAUGCCCCCGACCCGAUUGGCCGUUGCGUCUACCAGUUCACUUGUAUGUGGUGCGCUGAGAGCAUGCUGUACCACUGCAUGUCAGACUCGGAAGGAGAGUAUUCGGACCCUUGCUCCUGUGACACCGGCCACCCCCACUUCUGCAUCCGCUGGAUGGCCUUGGUCACUCUGUCCCUCGUGGUCCCUUGCAUGUGUUGCUACUUACCCCUCCACGCCUGUCACUGGUGCGGCGAGCACUGCGGCUGUUGCGGUGGGAAGCACAAGGCGGUGCGGUGAACCCAGCCGGAUCGGAAGGUGGGUGCUUGGUUAGAGCCAUCGGGGCAACAGGCAGGCGCCAGAUGGCUUGCACGGAAGCCGGAGGCUUGCUGGGGAUACUUCCCUCUGAUCUCUCCCCCCUCUCCUCUUGCGUCUCUUUUGGGAAAGAGGGUGUUGUGUUCGAGGCCCGGUCGAUGGGAUUUUUGUUUUUCGUUUUCCCAUUUUGGAAACUGGGGACCUUUUUAAAAAAAGUAGCUAAACUAAGAGAAAGAGGCAAGAAGGGAAAGGUUGAGGAAAUGCCGUUGCAAACCGAUUAUGGGCUCAGGGGUCCAAUACGAUAGUGAAGGUAACAGGAUAACGCCUCCCUCCUUUUUCUGUUACCACACGAGGGAUGGAGAUGAAAUAUAAAUAUAUAUAUGCACAUACACACAUACAUAUAUUGUUUGGGGGGAUUAAUGCACAGCAGGGAAGGGAACCAAUGUUUACCUGUGAACAUGUAACCCAAAAUUGGAAUGCUACCUGUGAUAUCCAUGAAAUCUGUGAAAUCUCACAUUCCUCCGUCUGUAGAAUUGCGACCACGUUUAGGCCACGCUGAUGCAGGCCUGCGUGGUGUGUUAACACUGUUUGCGACCCUCUAGCCAAGUAUAAAUGGGAGACACGACUGGUUCACCAGCGCCCCCGAUUGGCAGUCCCAGGUAGGAAGAAAAAGAGAGGGAAAAAACCACCCAGGAAGUUGUAUGGACCAGUGGCAUGCCACCGUGCAUGGCUUUAUUCAGUUUGGUAGAUCCUGUGUAAAAUAUUAAUCGAGACAAACUGAUUCUCUGAUCUUCACCUCCUAAACUCUUACACAAACACUCCCAUCACUUAACACUAGCUUUAUUCUCCUGGGGUCGUUUUGGCUUAUAUUAUCCAACUGUCCACCAAAAAUUCUUUACCUGGUCAGCUUAUCCUUCCAGGCCUGGCUUCCCAUGAUGCCAUCGCUUCCUGUAGCAUAUUCCAGAGGAUGCUCCAUUUUCCUGCCCUUAAACUUUGCCUCUGCAGCAGAGGGGUCAAACCAGGGCUUAAGACGGGAACGCCGCAUGGUUUGUUGGCCUGCUGGACUUCAGCCUCAGCUGGCAGGCUGAUGCUCCCCCAAAUGUGCUGAAGAGCUCAACAGCUGAGGUCUGUUGGGAAUGGAAGAGAGAGCCACCCCUGGAUGUCUGCUUGGUUCUGAGGGCUUGGAACUGGAUACUAACUCUCCCCAUUUCCAGCGAGAACAUCUUUUGAAAACAAAGUGAACUCAUGUCAGGCACAAAACAGCUAAGCCCACUGCUAGUAUUCUUUAUUAUUAUUAUUAUUUAUUAUAUUUAUAAACCGCCCUCCCCUGGAGGGCUCAGGGCGGUGAACAAAACAUACAGAUAGAGCACAAAAU